AUGGAUAUAAGACAAUUGCGACCCGCCGACAUCCCCCAUGUCCAACAGACUAACAUCACGAACUUACCCGAAAACUACUUUUGCAAAUACUACCUUUAUCAUGCUCUAAGUUGGCCUCAACUCAGUUUUGUCGCUGUGGAUAUAUUGCAAAAGUAUUACCGACUGACGGUGGACCUCCAGGUAUCGAGACCAAAGAAGACACCAUACGAUGCACCAAAGAUCGUGGGAUAUGUGUUAGCGAAGAUGGAAGAGGAUCCAGCAGAUGGUAUACAACAUGGCCACAUCACAUCCCUUAGCGUGAUGAGGACACAUCGAAGAUUAGGCCUAGCCGAGAAGCUCAUGCGGCAGAGUCCACUGGCACUGUACCGAGAUACUCUAGGAUUCAAGCAGGGUGGAGUCGAAGAGAAGUACUAUGCAGAUGGCGAGGACGCAUACAGCAUGAAGAUGGACUUGGACUAUCUUCGAGACGAGGCACUGGACGAGGAGUCGGAUGAGGAGGAUACAGUAGGCAAGGACGAGGGUGGCGAGGUAGGUAGUGCUGGCAAGGCUGGCGAGGGUGCUGACGGAGCGAAGAAGGAGAAGGAAAAGAAGCGGAAAGUACGGGUUGGGAGAGGCUUGGGUGUGGGUGAACUAGUCGAGCGGAAUGAGAGCACGAAAGAUACGAACGGAUCAUCAUAA
Molecule: messenger RNA, 678 nt
Organism: Recurvomyces mirabilis
Lineage: Eukaryota; Fungi; Ascomycota; Dothideomycetes; Mycosphaerellales; Teratosphaeriaceae
Gene: ARD1
Product: N-terminal acetyltransferase A complex catalytic subunit ard1
Exons: 3
Coding region: 1-678 (225 amino acids)
Biological process (GO): N-terminal protein amino acid acetylation
Cellular component (GO): NatA complex
Molecular function (GO): protein-N-terminal-glutamate acetyltransferase activity; protein N-terminal-serine acetyltransferase activity
Source: RefSeq, a predicted model, not a curated record